ACACACACCCAAAGACACACAUGAAUGUAUGCUGGGACAGCAGAAAUUUUUGGCUUGAACUCUUAGAGAUUCUGCAUAUUUAAUGCCUCCAAUAGUUCCGGGUAGCGUAUCCCAGGAUCCUCCCUCCUCACAAAACACCCCUGCAGCCAGAGAUACGACUACAUCACUCUGUCACCACAGUCUGCUUAGAUGCAGCUACACAGCCUCAUAAUGGGAUCUCUGAUCAUAGUAACUUGCAUCCUCCUAACACUUGCAUCUAUGGGCCAUUCUCUUACAUGUGUGGUCUGUAGAUCUGAAGAAGCGUUCACUUGCACGGGAGAGGAAAGAGUGUGUCCUAAGGACUAUGUGUGUGCAUCUACCAGCACCGUCACUAUAAUGGAGGGGAGAGCAACAAAAACAUUUACCAGGUCAUGUGAAAGACGUAACACCUGUGGGACUGCCGGGAGUAUUGGCUACCAGAGGGGCAAAAUCAAAACAGCCAUUUCCUGUUGUUACUCAGAUUCCUGCUAUCCCUCCAACCCUGCGUUGCCACCGGAUGAUGCCCAGAGGAACGGCCUGUCCUGUCGGAGCUGCACCUCACACGAUUCUAUUUGGUGCCACACUAGCGAAACAAUUGAUUGCACCGGACAAGAAAAUAAGUGCAUCUUCCAGACAGAUGUAUAUUCAGGAGCUAAAUAUGGGAAGACAGCUGUCCGUGGAUGCGGAACCAAAGCAAUCUGUGACAUCGGAAGCCAAACCCACAAUUAUGGAGGCACUAAUCUGAGAAGAGAGAUCACCUGCUCAAAUGACGGCUUCAGCCUGCGCUCCAGUUUACUGCUUCUGGCCAUUACAGUUGCAUCGGCAUUCAGAUUAAUGCUGUAGUCCACAUUGGUCAUCGGCAGUAUACAGAGCCACUGUUCCAGCAGUGUUCAACUUCCCGUGUGUGACCGUUGGGAGCGCAACUUUUGGUGUCUGUUUAAUUUAAUUUUUUUAUGUCAAGCACUUAAGUGCAUGCAUUAAAUAUUAAUAUGUUGUGCAUGGGACAUGCUUACAUCACCGGUUACUGUUCCUAAUAAUACCAGGCCUACCCGUGGCCCUUAGGCUUUUAUUUUUGCCCACUCACAUACUAAUAACAUUGCUCAAAACAAAAAAAUGAAUGAUUAUGUAAAACAAUCUGAAUAAUACCGCACAAAUAAAGUAGACUAUUUAACGAUGACAUUAAACAUCUAUACAAUUAGGUAGAGAGGCUGUGCUGUUUAUUAAACAUCUGUGAGUGAGGUUAAUAGAUAACUUGCUAUUGGAAUUGCGUUGUACCUAUACGCACAGUAAAUAGCUUAUUUAUUACAGACAUGUCAUACUGGGCAGGGGUGAUAUAAAAUAUCCCGUUUAAACAAACCUCCAAUACAUGAAAGUGGCAAAUGUGGCCAUAUGCAAAGGUGUCCGUUCUUCCAUCCAUCAAUGAUCACUGAAUAACUGGAAAAUGGCCCAAAUAAUGCAAAUUGGCACAGCUAAUACUCUGGACAACAUUUGCACAUACAGUAUGCAAGCUGGUGACAUCUUAUCCAUUGCCAGAUUAAAGUCCACAUGAGUAUAUGGCUGAAAAUUAUCAGUAGACUAUUGUGAGAAGCAGAGGAGGUGGGACCAGUGCUGAGUGGGUGUGGCCAGUGCUGUGUGGUGCGUGGCCAGUAACUUGAGGGCGUGUACACCCCCUGCACUGUCAGCCCCAAUAUCUUCCUAAUAUGAAAAAAAGUUUAAACAAUUGCAUUAUUUGUUGAGGAUAAUAGAAAAUUCUAUUUAUUAUGACCAAGAGGCAGCUAUCAUAAUGAUGGUCCUAUGUUAUGUGGAGGCCUGGUGCUGUUGUCCCAUCCGCUCCAUUGUUAAUCUAGUCCUGCAUGCAGGUGAUGAGUGUAGCCAAAGAUCUUAUUGCAAGAGGUGGCCAGUAAACCAAACAGAUAAAAUAAGUAUUGCACACUGUGUGAAUGGAAAAUGAAAGUGAUAUAUAUGUAUAGUGCCAACGCCCUCACCUGUACUGGGUGACAGCUGUACUUUGCACCAGUGUUGGACUGGGCCCACCGGGGGAAUGCCGUGGUAGAGGCCCAUGCUUAGGGGUGUGGCCAACUGUCACAGAGGCUUGGCUAACCAUUGUAUGGGCCCCAUGAUAAACAUAUAUAGUAAAUAAUGCUAGUGCAUGCAUGAUAAUAAACCAGAUUGAUAACUGCAAUGCACCGUAGAUAAUAUGUAUAAUGUACAAUUCAAGUGCGCAGUCAGGAAUCUGUUCCCUAGAGGAGGAGGAGGGCCCCCAGGCAGUGGGGCUCACCGGUGGUUUCCCCUGUACCACUGUGGGCCAGUCUAACCCUGCUUUGAACCAUUAUUUCACUGGUAUGAUGUGCGCCAGUAACUUCUGAAUAUUGAGGAUAUUUCCAAACCUUUUCCAAACUGGCCAAGUGAUCAUCCGUCCUUGUAUAAAUGCAUAAACAACAGCGGAAGUGAAAGAUAAGCUGCUUCUUGUAAAGUAAAAGCACAUUGUUUCAUUUUAUUGAGUCCCUGAGCCAGAAUAUCCCCUGCGCUAAAGUAUGUCUCAGAAGCAAGUGUAGAAGUUUCUUCCUUCAUGGUAGCAAAAACAUUAUGUGUCUAUGUAAUUUUUUUACAAUUAAAAAUUCAGUUUCAUCCUCUGCUUCUUAGGGCAAUGAGACAAAGAUCGCAAUGCAGUCAGAGUCAUCGCAACUUCAUUACUGUAUAUAAUGUUUGUGUGGUUUCUAUGCACUAAUCACUAUGAUGCACAAAGAUAACAGCUUUCUUCCAAUGUUGAUAAUGAUUGUAAAUGGUGAUGUGAGUUUGGGAGAAACCGUUCUAGGUUACCUCUGGCGACACCUACAGGGGAUAAUGGUGUACAGUGAAAAAUCUAUGUUAGCCAAGAAUAACAGUCCAUUGUACAGUAAUGUCACUUUCAUGUCUGAGUAUGAACAUUUAUCGGCUGUAUCAAUAAAAGUUCAAAAAUUA
Pseudophryne corroboree (corroboree frog) is the source of this 2979-nucleotide messenger RNA. Its product is annotated as phospholipase A2 inhibitor and Ly6/PLAUR domain-containing protein-like. The transcript has 5 exons. Bases 190 to 861 code for a protein of 223 amino acids. Lineage: Eukaryota; Metazoa; Chordata; Amphibia; Anura; Myobatrachidae. The record is from RefSeq and is a predicted model, not a curated record.